CUGAAGCUCAUUUCCGAGAACACCGGCGUUUCCGGCGAGGUCAUCCUCUCAGAGAGCCUCAAGGCAGAAGGCGACUGGGGCUACGACGCAGAGGUCGGCGAGUUCGGCCACCUGCUCGAGCGCGGUAUUAUGGACCCGGCCAAGGUCACGCGCGCAGCCAUCGAGAACGCUGCCAGCGUAGCCUCCAUGGUGCUCACCACCGAGUCCCUGAUUACGGAUGUCCCGGUGCCGCAGUCCGCCGCGGCCCCCGCGAUGCCUCCGAUGGACUAUUAG
Molecule: messenger RNA, 273 nt
Organism: Geodia barretti
Lineage: Eukaryota; Metazoa; Porifera; Demospongiae; Tetractinellida; Geodiidae
Source: the annotation of a GenBank genome assembly